CUUUUGCCUUUGAAUUGUUGUGACAUGUUUGAAAUUCUUUUACAGGAACGCCUUUGAAUUGGCAACCUGUAAUUUAAACCAUUGUGGCAGGAUAUAAAAGCAUUUGGGGUUUGUACUUGUGGCAGUUUCUUCUCAGUCUUAAGCGGUGGCAAUUAAAAAUGUUUAGGUAUUUGAAGCUCAUGUACCCAGCUCCUCUAUCUGAGCCGAUCAGCUCUAGAGACUCCAAUGCCUAUCUACUGGGAACGCUCAGGUUUUCAGGCCUGAACUUACGCAAAGAUUUUGGUGUAAGCCUCAAGAUCUGGAGGGUUAUCUCCUUCGUCUACAAUAUGUUUAUACUACCCGUGAGUUUUCCGAUCAACUACACGAUCCACUUUGCGGAGUUUCCGCCGGACUUGCUGCUGCAAUCUCUGCAACUGUGCCUCAACACCUGGUGCUUCUCUCUGAAGUUCUUUACUCUGGUAAUAUACAUGCCGCGACUGGAGCUGGCUAACAAACACUUUGAUGAGAUGGACAAGUUCUGCGAAAAGCCAACAGAGCAGCGCAGGAUUCGUGAUAUGGUGGCCAACAUUACCAGGUUGUACCUCUUAUUUGUCGUGGUCUACAUUCUAUACGCAACCGCCACGCUGCUGGACGGUAUUUUCCAUGACCGUGUGCCGUACAACACAUACUAUCCGUUCGUAAACUGGCGAGUCAAUCGGACUCAACUGUAUAUUCAGUCUUUUUUGGAAUACCUCACCGUGGGAUACGCCAUUUUCGUGGCCACGGCAACCGACUCCUACCCAGUGAUCUUCGUAGCGGCCCUGCGAGAACACAUCUUGCUGCUUAAGGAUCGUAUCAUCCACCUCGGAGAGGAAAGCAGUGAAGCCUCCACCGAUCAAAAUUCCAUGUUCAGCUCGUUGGUGAAUUGCAUCAAAGCUCACAGGACCAUGCUAAAUUUCUGUGAGGCAAUUCAGCCAAUCAUCUCUGGCACGAUUUUUGCACAAUUCAUCAUAUGCGGAUCAAUUCUGGGAAUCGUCAUGAUCAAUAUGGUUUUGUUUGCCGAUCAAUCGACUCGAUUCGGCAUUGUCAUCUAUGUGAUGGCCGUCCUUUUACAAACGUUUCCGCUUUGCUUUUACUGCAACGCCAUCGUGGAUGAUUGCAACGAGCUGUCAGACGCGCUGUUCCACUCUGGCUGGUGGAUGCAGAACAGAAAGUACCGGCAGGUAGUCCUCCAGUUUCUGCAGAAACUUCAGCAGCCCAUGACGUUUACGGCCAUGAACAUAUUCAAUAUUAAUCUGGCCACGAACAUUAAUGUAAGUCCAUGGUUCAUUGUAAACAAAGAGCACAAGCCAGUUUUAUACCUGUAUCUUUGUAGGUGGCCAAGUUCGCCUUCACCGUUUACGCCAUCGCCAGCGGAAUGAACCUGGACCAGAAAUUGCUGAUUCAGGAGUAGGCACGAUACGCAAUAAAACAACUGCACCAAAGUUGCACGUACUUUGUUUUAUGAACUUAACACUUGUUUGCUUCGUAGUAGUAUAAUAAUCGUAUAUGCAUACAGCGAAUUAUGAAUAACGUAAACUAGUUAAAACAGAACUUGAUCGAAAAAUGGGUAGUAAAUAAAAUUGCAAUAAACUUAUACCGCA
Molecule: messenger RNA, 1622 nt
Organism: Drosophila ficusphila
Lineage: Eukaryota; Metazoa; Arthropoda; Insecta; Diptera; Drosophilidae
Gene: Or43b
Product: odorant receptor 43b
Exons: 2
Coding region: 159-1400 (413 amino acids)
Biological process (GO): sensory perception of smell; detection of chemical stimulus involved in sensory perception of smell
Cellular component (GO): plasma membrane
Molecular function (GO): odorant binding; olfactory receptor activity
Source: RefSeq, a predicted model, not a curated record